This is a messenger RNA of Clarias gariepinus (North African catfish), 1616 nucleotides long. RefSeq names its product Ras association domain family member 10a (gene rassf10a). Gene Ontology annotation, biological process: signal transduction. The coding region runs from base 144 to 1442 and encodes 432 amino acids. The record is from RefSeq and is a predicted model, not a curated record. The transcript has a single exon. Lineage: Eukaryota; Metazoa; Chordata; Actinopteri; Siluriformes; Clariidae.
UGACAGGACGCAGGACGCAGUGGAGAUAAACACACACACACACACACACACACACACACACUUUGGAAUAUUACUUGGGAUUUCCCAAACUAAUGGAUUUAGGACGAUGGUGUGGAAGUGAGAGCUGAGAGUGUGGCUCAGGCAUGGAGGAGGGUAAGAUCUCGGUGUGGGUGUGCCGGGAGGAGAAGCUGGUGUCGGGGGUGACGAGGCGCACGAGCUGCGCGGAUGUGGUGCGCGUGCUGCUGGAGGACCGGAGCUCUCCGGCGCUCGCGCGCUCCGCGCACUCCUACUGCAUCGUGGAGAAGUGGCGCGGGUUCGAGCGCGUGCUGCCGAACCGGACGAAAAUCCUGCGGCUGUGGACGGCGUGGGGCCGCGAGCAGGACAACGUGCGCUUCGUGCUGGUCAGGAGCGACGCGUCGUUGCCGGGGAGCGGGCCGCGCAGCGCCGAGGCGCGCGUCAUCGCCAGCAGGGAGAAAUGCGACCCGGUGCCGCCGGUGGCCGUCGCGCCGUCCGAGGAGAAACGGCGCCGCGUGGUCCGGAAGGCGUUCCGCAAGCUAGAAAAGAUCAAGACCAGGACGAAAGAGGAGCCGUGCACGGACGAGCACGCGGAGAGGAUGGAGAGCCUGGUGCACCUCGUGCUCUCGCAGGACCACACCAUCCGCCAGCAGACGCAGCGCAUCCGGGAGCUGGACGGCGAGAUCGAGACGCACGAGGCCAGGGUGCACUCGGACCGCAUGAGGCGGCACGGGAUCAACUACGUGCAGGACACUUACCUGGUGGACAGCGCGAGCGAGAGCGCGAGCGCGCCACCGGAGCCGAUGGACGCGGACGCGAUGGCGCGGUGCGACCAAGUGAUCCGGCUGCACGAGCAGCUCACCGAGCAUCACGCGCUCGUGGAGAGACUCACCGGGCAAAUCCAGCACGAGCUCGACAUGCGGUGGAUGACGCGGCGCCGAGAAGGAGACUCCGAGGAGAAAGAGGAGGAGGAGGAGGAGGUGGAAGGAGAGGAGAAGAGCGCCGCGCCGGAGAAAGACGCGCGUCUGCAGGAGGAGAGGAUCAGGACGCAGCUGGACACGAGCUCGUACAUCGGGCUGCGUUUGAACAGCGACCUGGAGGCGGUGCAGAGCGAGCUGGAGGCCAGUCUGGCACUGUGGGAGGCCAAAGAACACGAGCUGAGGGGUUUACUGGACAGAGUGGACUCGUGCGAUGAAGACGCAGGAGAUGGAGACGCUGUGUUCGCGGACGACGCGCAGACUCCACUUCCAGUAUCACAACCACCACCUCCUCCUCCUUCUGCGGAUCACAGUGACUGCUGGGUGGAGAGGGCGCGGGGACUUUCGAAAUCUAACCCGAGUGGCAACGAUGAUGACUCGGACACUGGACUGAGCUCCAUGCACAGCCAGGACUCGGAUAACGCAGCAGUGUGUGAGUCGCUGGUUUGAGCGCUGAGGCUGUGGAGAAGGACAAGAGUCCAGGGGCAGGAGGCCCAGUGAGGAGUGAGGUAGAAGGGGUCUCAGAUUCCAGAUGAACAGUACUGAUGGGUAGGAGUGUGUCAUCAAAGAGUCGGUUUAAUUUGUUUGUUGUUGUUGAGAAAAUUAAACAAAUCAGAACCAAAA